Dicentrarchus labrax (European seabass) is the source of this 4892-nucleotide messenger RNA. RefSeq names its product M-phase phosphoprotein 9. The record is from RefSeq and is a predicted model, not a curated record. The coding region runs from base 139 to 4014 and encodes 1291 amino acids. The transcript has 24 exons. Lineage: Eukaryota; Metazoa; Chordata; Actinopteri; Moronidae. Gene Ontology annotation, cellular component: centriole.
GCUGCGACCGUUACAGCAGCCGGAGAUCACUGCAGUGCAGCAGCCACCUUGUCUCCUCACACACACAGCAAACAUGGAUGAAACGACGAUACAAGUCAACGGCUGUCAGACUGACCCCCUCUGCAUGGGCCCAUAAACAUGUCCACAGAUGACAGUAUCUCUGAGGAUGUGUCCAGCUCGGGGGCUUUGAGCCAUUGCCAUGCCAGUGCUGACGGGGAUGGGGGUAAGGAGAGUGAGACCUCUUUGGUGUCCUCUGAGGGGACAUCAGCCUCGGGGCUGGCUGUCUCAGAGGACAGACACACAACCUCCCAGACAACAGGAGGCACUGUGGAGAGCAGGCCCAUGGACAUCACACCAGCAUGCAACAAGAUCAGGAGUUUGUGUCUGAGCACAGAUGAAGCAUUUGAACAAGGGAAGAGCCUCCCAUUCAUCAACCCAAGCUCCCUCGAGACCCUUAGGGCUUUGGUGCAGGAGAUCCAGAGCAGCGGCGAGACAGACCCUGAGAUCUGGAAGGAUUGUGAGGGCCGAUGGUUGCAUCUGUUUCAGCUGGUUGAGAAGCAAUACCAAGAGCAAAUACUCGCUCAGCAAGAACAAUACCAGUGCCAAAUACAGUUGAUUCAGGAUGAAAUUAAGGCCCUGGUUCAGCUCCAGAACCGCCAGGCCAGCUUCCAGGCACACACAGAGUUCUCUCCAACUCCGGUGACCAAAACUACCACAAACACAAAGGACUAUAUUUUUCCCUUACUCUCCAGUGACUGCAAAAAUGUAGCCAGUGACAGUGACAGCCUGGCAGCCCCUGCCCAUACCCCUUUUAGCUCCCCCUCACCUCCGCUCCAGAGAUCAGAGACCGCCAACCAGGGGGAGGAGCGGGCGACCACAGUGCUCAGCAGUGGGUACGGAACGCUCUCUGCUUGGGAAACAAGCCUGGAGCCUGCUGGGUCUCCGGGGAAAGAUGAGGAUGGUAGUCAAGGGAGGGAGAAGCAUCAUUGGUCCCCAAACUUCCAGGAAGUCACAGAGACAGCUGUGAUCGGGUGCCAGCAGGAUUUUUCCAAUGAGAGGACUCUGGGAGUAGAGGAACCCAACACAUUAGUCUACCAGCAGAGAACCUCUGGCACCAGCCAGCUUUUGACCUCCUGGGCCCAGAGGCAGAAACUCAGGCCCAAGAAGAGCAAAGCAGGACAAGUUUCCCCCCAAGUUCCCGAGUACCAGGAGCAGCCACGCAGCCUCAGAGAAUCCCACAAACAAAACCCCCUGGAGAGCUCAGACUCCCAGGACCAGCAGCGACCGCCCGGGCCGUCGUCCAGCUCCUUUCCCCUGAGGAGGAGUGACAGCCUGAUGUCUGAGGCAUCAGGCCUCACUUACUGGCGUCUGAAUGAGAGCGAACUGUAUCAUCCCCUACCAGACAGCUUCGAUAGUGGCGCUUACCUCCUUCUGCAAGAGGCGUCCGUGAGUCUUACUCCGUCUCAGGAGCCUCGGCUGUCUCUCAAAGAGAUUUAUCAGAACAAGCAAAGAACAGACUGUAAGCGCUCAGACUGGGAAGGCUCUGUUACAUCCAGUCCUUCGUCACCACAGGUGUUAACUUUGGAUCCAGCAGCUAACCAGCGGCAGUCAGAUCGUACCUCCGGCUUCACUUCGCCCUCUCACUUCAGCAGCCCUUCGUUUGCAGCUCAGCCCCACCUCUACCCCAGAGUAGGGACCCCUGUAACCCCGGACAGCAUGGUGGAGGGCAGCCACAACCCCGGAGAUACAGACUGUAUCUCUGAUACCUCCAGUGUUUCAGCUGCCGGACCUUCCCCUUCUAAGGUGCAAAGCAUGUGGGGAAACACAUCCCAGGCAGUCCUGUUUACCUCCCAGGAUAAGACCCAGCCCUGCUCCCACACAUCCAGCCAGCAACGCAGAGCCAGUGCCCCCUUAGCCAGUGAGGAGGAGGGCAGUCACACCCACACCAGCACCCUGAAGCCUUGUUCAGCCUCUGGUGCCACUCUGCGGCCUGCAGUCAGUCCACACAUGGAGAGAGCUUCAUCACUAGAGGAUCCUGUUGUCCUUUCUCUACUAAGGCAGAACCUGAGAGAGAAGCACUCUCGACACGUGGCUGAUCUGAAAGCAUAUUAUGAGUCUGAGAUCCAAAUCCUGCGGGACAAACUGAAGCUCAGAGAUCUGCCCCAGGAUUUAGAGAAGAGCAACCAGGCCCUCUCAAAGAGGUGUAAGCAACUAGAGAAAGCUCUGGCUGAGGCCACCAGUCGUAUUCAAGAACUAGAGGCAACAAACAGCUCGCUGGAGAAAAAACUGGCAGAGUGGCCGGAGCGGUAUGCCGUAGCUGGAGCUACUGUGAAAUCCUUGCAGCAGCGACUAGAAGAAAGCAAACGCUCGGGCAAAGAUAAGGACACGCUGGUAGCACGCUUGAAGACCCACGUACGGCAGCUGGAGGAGACGGUGCAGAAAUCCGGCAGGGAGGCAGACGAGAAGGAGGCCAGGAGGGAAAGAGAGUACAAGAUGCUGCAGGACCUGCUCGGAGAAUACGACUCUCUGGUGAAGGAACACGAGGGAUUGAAGAACAACCUGGUGUCAACAGAGAACAAGCUUUUCGAUGCCACUGAGCAGAUAUCAGACCUGAAGAGAGUAAUCUCUAAACUGGAGUCUCAGGUGAAGCAGCUGGAGCACGAGAACCAGGCCCGGGCACGUUACGCUUCCCACAGUAACACGCAACCCUCUGGGGCCGGUCUUUUCCACCAUCCUGACCUGCUGCUAUCACCCAGUAAAAGCAAGGCAGAGCCAGACGUCACCCGCAGGAAGUCACCAUGUCCUCUAUCAGACCAGAUAAACAGUGGCAGAAGAUCUCCUUUCCCUCAAACUAACCAAUCAAGUAUCCACAAGAAGUCACAGUAUUCGUUAAAUGAUCAAACAUCGGGAACUGGAAGCUCUGUGGACGCCUCAUCAGCUGGUGGAAGCUGGAGGUGUGCGUCUCCCCCGGAGUGCGAACAGUCUCUGCCUCAGCCCAGACACCAGGAGCAGGGCGCCGGGCAGCGGGAUGCCGGUCGUAGAGAGGCGUCCUGUGCCCUGACGCCCAUGAUGAGGGCCCUGAUAGAGCUGGAGGAGACCAGAGCGACAGAGAGCCGGGCCCCCUGUAAGAACAGCUCCACCACCCACAGGGUCGGCAAUCAGAGGACCACAGUGGGGUUUGUGGAGCGGAGGCACAAAGAUGUGAUUCAGGAGCGAGCGGGGCUUCAGGCUGACAGGGAGGUGGUCAAACCUGGAGGAGUUGUGAGCAGAGCUGAGCGAGGAGGAGGAGGAGGAGGAGGGGGAGGAGGGAAAAGUCUCAGCGGAGCAGAAGCAGCUACAGCUCUGCUGAGAGCUCAGAGGAGUUUGUCUCCGGAGGGCCACAGAUCCUCCUCCCUGCCUCCUCCGGCACAUCGAAACAUACCCCCGACUACGCCCACAAAGAGAGAAACUUUACUCAUGCCGCUGUCUGCGAAGUCGAGUCCUAAACGCUGCCCCACUGAGAACUACUCCACUGCGUUCGGUCGCCCGAUGCCGAGAGAGGAACACCUGCACAAAAGGUUUGACGGAGAAGUCGACCAGAGACGUCAUUCGUUCCACAUCGGCAGUCCCAGGAAGAGACUCCAGUUUAUGUCAGCGGACAGAGAAGAUGACCUCCAGCAUCCCUCCGGCAGCGUGAACCCGCCUGAGGGAAACUCCCAGCUGGGCUGGGAGGAGCAGGGAGCCUGUAGUGGAUCUGACCCGCAGGACUCCUACGAGGACUCAGCCCCACUUCUCCUGGACAGACUCCACUCGCUGGCUGAGGCCGAGAAACUGUUUGACGAGCUGACGCAGGAGAAACUGCAGAUUGAGGCAGCUUUGAGCCGGAUGCCUGGAGCAGGAGGGCGAGUGAGUCUACAGACCAGGUUAGAUGAGGUGGCCUUAGAGAAUCGUCUGGACAGAGUGAAUCGUGAGCUGGGAUCCAUCCGCAUGACUCUGAAGAGAUUCCACGUCCUCCGCUCCUCCGCCAACAUAUAGCAAUGUCUGUCUUUUUACAUCACAGUGUCGAUGCUACAGACUUAGUGUCUUGGUUUUAUACACUGCACUGAUUGUUUUCUGUGCCAUAAGUCCACCUGUACAGCAACUCCACGGCAUCUUUUUUAUAUACGUAUUACUUAUUACUCGGGGAUAUUUUUUUAUUUUGUAUGAAAGAUAUAUUGCAAUUUUUCUGGAGUAUAUUUUUAGUAACACACAGAUUUGUAAAAGUCGUUUACUUUUUUAGUCACAGAAAAUAUUAAUAUGAUAUGUUUUACUCGCCAUAUUCAGGUGUGGAUUUUUAAAAUCAGCCAUGUUUGAGUGUAAAUGUGAACGAUUAAAAAAAAAAAGACGUUUCCAACAAAGACAUUCAUCCACUUGGGAAAUAUCACUGCCAUUUUUAAAUGUUUUUUUUCCAUUUGACAUGACUUAAAAUGUAUUUAUUUAAUGUUUUUGUACGUCAGAUUUUAAAUUUUGGUGCAUUUUACACGUUUGCUUUUAUAAGUAGGUCGUUGUUUGUUUGUUUGUUUGUUUGUUUUGGGCCAAAUUUUGUCGAACUUGAAGGAAAUGUUUGUUUACUUGAAUCAAAAAUCGCCUUUUUUUCUUCUUAUACUUUCCAUUGCUACUUUGUCACUUUGUUUGCUUUAUGAUUUUAAAAUUUGCUACAGGACUGGACCCUCCAGAUCAGAACCACUUGUACAAUCCAAACCAGCACACUUUCAGUACAACACACACACAUUUUCACACCGUCGGUUGUUUCUUGUCGAGCGAUGCUUGUGCAUGAAGGUGCACUGCUUCCUUUUUGCCAUGCAGUUUUCCUACCUGACAUGAACUUCACUGGAACUAUAAUGUUGUUGUUGCACAAUAAAUGAAGCUUUUUU